Molecule: messenger RNA, 2517 nt
Organism: Aspergillus oryzae RIB40
Lineage: Eukaryota; Fungi; Ascomycota; Eurotiomycetes; Eurotiales; Aspergillaceae
Exons: 8
Coding region: 1-2517 (838 amino acids)
Biological process (GO): carbohydrate metabolic process
Molecular function (GO): hexosyltransferase activity; UDP-glycosyltransferase activity
Source: RefSeq, a predicted model, not a curated record
AUGAAGAUAGCUAACUCUAACAGCCCCUUGUAUUGGAUUUGUAACGGCCAGGCAAGUUCGAAUCUUGUCAGUCAAGGUGCCUCGAUGAACACUCAUGGCAUACCGAAUGAUAUGAACGAUGGCCGCGUGGAUAUUGCAGUUAACGAUGACGAUCCACAGGUAGCUAGCCUGUUGGAUGCUCUCCAGCGACAGACAACCCAUCGCCCACCGCCGGUUAGAAAUGACGGUGCUCAAUUUCCAGUUCGGCUUAACGUUUUGAUUCACGUCGUAGGAUCGCGCGGCGAUGUGCAACCAUUCAUCGCCUUGGGUCGAGCAAUGAAACAGCAUGGACAUCGCGUUAGACUGGCAACACAUCUGGUGUUCCGGGAUUUCGUGAAAGAGAAUGGUUUGGAGUUCUUCAAUAUCGGGGGCGACCCGGCUGAGCUGAUGUCCUUCAUGGUGAAGAAUGACAAGCUCAUCCCAAAGAUGGAGACCCUGCGUCAAGGGGCGAUUGGCAAACGUCGCAAAGAUAUUAGACUCAUGCUCGGCGGGUGUUGGAGGUCCUGUAUUGAAGCUGGCGAAGGUAUCGAUUUAACGAGUGACGACCCAAUCACUGCGCCACCAUUUGUGGCCGAUGCUAUCGUCGCGAAUCCGCCCAGUUUCGCCCAUGUUCACUGUGCAGAAAAGAUGGGUGUGCCAUUACAUUUGAUGUUUACAAUGCCAUGGUCCCCUACGCAAGCGUUUUCGCACCCGUUAGCAAACGUCCGGGUGCGCGAUACAAAGCCGUCGGUAGCGAAUUUCGCAUCUUACGCCCUGAUGGAGAUGGUCAUUUGGCAAGGUGUCGGCGACCUCAUUAAUGCGUUUCGUCGCUUCGAGCUCGGAUUGGAACAGCUGGAUGUUAUGCGCGCGCCGAGUCUGAUCCCCCGGUUGCGUGUCCCCUUCACGUACAUGUGGUCUCCUUCGCUUCUUCCAAAACCGGAUGAUUGGCAGGACCACAUCGACGUAACGGGCUUCAAUUUCCUGUCUGCCAACGCUGACUACGUACCUCCAUCCGACCUGGUUGAGUUCUUGGACAGUGGCCCCCCACCACUCUAUAUCGGAUUUGGCUCUAUCGUCGUUGAUGACCCCGAUGCUCUCACCAAGAUAAUUCUUGAUGCAGUUGAAAUGACCGGCCAACGAGCACUGGUCUCAAAGGGAUGGGGUGGUCUUGGAGCCGAAAAGAUCAACCGCCCGGAUGUCUUCUUCCUCGGAAACUGUCCCCACGACUGGCUUUUCAAACGAGUUUCCUGUGUAAUCCACCACGGAGGCGCGGGUACCACGGCCGCAGGCCUUGCCCUAGGCCGACCGACUACUAUUGUGCCCUUCUUCGGAGACCAGCCCUUCUGGGGUGCCCUAAUCGCGUUCAACGGAGCAGGACCGUCGCCCAUUCCUUACAAAAAGCUCACUGCCGAUCGUCUGGCCGAUGCUAUCCACUUCUGCUUGAAGACGACUACUAUAGACAAAGCGCAGGAACUCAGCGAGAAAAUGCGCUCGGAGGACGGCGCCCGCGACAGCCUGAAGAGCUUUCAUAGUCAACUCGAUCUUCGUCGCAUCCAAUGUACCCUAUGUCCUGAUCGUCCGGCUGUCUGGCGUGUUAGACGAACGAAGAUAUUGCUUAGUACAUUUGCGGCUACCGUUCUGGUCCAGGAGAAGAAGCUCAACCCUAAAGACGUCAAGAUGUACCGUGCAAAGCGCUACGAGAUGAACCACGGCUGCGCAGGAACCGACACCUUCACUGGUGCCAUAAGUAAUUUCCUCACCGGGCUUGUCGACAUGCCCGUCAACGCAGUCCAGAAUAUCUCGCGUCCUGCUGCCGACCGCUUUGCCGAGAAUUAUAACCUACCCUCCUGCGAGGCACGUAAAGCCAUGAUAACGCCGGCAGCCUCCGUCCCAACCCCGAGUGCAACCUCACGGAAAGAUCGUGUACAGACUAAUGACGAUGCGAAAUCAACCUCUAGUUUGUUAUCCACAUCGACCUCUUCGUCACAGGAAGCGAUGAACUCGAGUUAUCUGGGUCGCAGGGUGCUUAACUGGGUGGUUGAAGUGCCCAUGGGGGUGACGCUGUUGUUUUCUCAGUUCACACAUAACGUUCCACGGUGCUAUAAUGACCGGACUGUGCGCGAGCUACCCGAGGUGACGGGCGAAUUUGGAUAUAGUUUCUAUGACGGGAUCACUGGUGUCGUAACGCAGCCCAGCCACGGCUGGAAAGAUGAUGGAUUCGGUGGAUUGUCAAAAGGUGUGGGCAAAGGUCUGGGUGGCUUGAUUCUUAAACCUCAGGCCGGUAUCUGGGGCUUGAUCGGCUAUCCCCUGAAUGGUGUACAUCGAGCCAUUGAACAUUCAUAUGGGACUAACCGUGAGGGUUACAUCGUCAGAUCGCGCAUUAGGCAGGGCGUUGCAGAAUCCAAGGCUGCGUCGCAGGAGGAGAAGCUGGCUGUGCUGGAGAAAUGGAGUACUUAUGAGAAAGGAGUUCGAUUGAAGCAUCAGAAGAAUCCUCGCUGA